Messenger RNA from Scomber scombrus (Atlantic mackerel), 1053 nucleotides. RefSeq names its product chemokine XC receptor 1-like. Gene Ontology annotation, molecular function: chemokine receptor activity. The transcript has a single exon. The record is from RefSeq and is a predicted model, not a curated record. The coding region runs from base 1 to 1053 and encodes 350 amino acids. Gene Ontology annotation, biological process: immune response; chemotaxis; G protein-coupled receptor signaling pathway. Gene Ontology annotation, cellular component: membrane. Lineage: Eukaryota; Metazoa; Chordata; Actinopteri; Scombriformes; Scombridae.
AUGGCUGCAACUGAUUCCAACAGCACAACCACAUCCGAUGAUCAAUACUAUACGGUUGAAUAUGAAAAUGAAAUAUGCGACAGAACAAGCACGAAUGAGUUUGCAGCGAUCUUCAUUCCAGUGUUCUUCUCCAUUGUGGUGAUCCUCAGUCUGUUCGGCAACAUCCUGGUCAUUGUGAUUUUGGCCAAGUAUGAGAAUCUCAAAUCCCUCACAAAUGCUUUCAUCCUGAACCUGGCUAUGUCGGAUCUCCUCUUCACCGCAGGUCUGCCCUUCUGGGCCUACUCCCACAUGUACGGAUGGACUUUAGGGGAGCCUGCAUGCAAAAUAGUUAACUUCGUCUUCUUCAUUGGGUUCGACAGCAGUGGUAUCAUCCUCAUCCUGAUGACUGUUCACCGUUACGUAGCUGUCAUGAAUCCUUUUUCUGACAUUGUGUCUACCAAAGGCUUCUACAGUGUCCUGGCGUCUGUCAUGAUUUGGGCUGUGAGUAUCCUGGUUGCCAGUCCAGCCUUCGUCUUCACCAAAGUCAACACUGACUUAGACCCGAAUCUCUGUGAAUACAUUAAUUCUAACUCGAAGUUGUGGGGAAUCUACCAGCAAAAUAUUCUCUUUUUAGUGAUUUCUGUGGUGUUUGUUUUUUGCUAUUCUCUGAUCAUAUACAGGCUGCUGAGGCCUACUGCCCAAAGAAGAAAGAACAAAACUUUAAAACUUAUUUUUAUUCUAAUGGUUGUUUUCUUUGUAAGCUGGGGACCUUACAAUAUAGUCCUUUUUCUAAACUCAUUCUAUUAUUUUCCAAAAGAAUCUGUUAAUUCAACAGAUGCAGCUCGAGCUUGUGAAAAAGACAAACAACAGUAUUACACCAUUUAUGUGAGUAGUUUUUUUGCCUACUCACACUGCUGUCUUAACCCUGUGUUUUAUGUGUUUGUUGGGGUUAAAUUCAAAAACCACUUGAAGAAAAUGAUGAAGAGCUGGGGUCACAAAAACACGAGCAUCCGCAGUAGACACAGCCGACUCACAAUCACAUCUCUAACUGGUGGUGAAGAGUUGUCCAUGUAG